AGGAGGCAGCUGGGUGGUUCUGUGUGGGCGAGGAGCAAAGGAGCAAAAUAGUAGCUGCCAAAGCGCCACUUUCAAGCAAGCUCCCUCAUAUUUUAGCUCGGCGCUCCGGCUGAAAAGGGCAACCCAUCUCUUGUUUUCCCUUUCCAGGAGACUCAGCAAAAAUGAGCCUAGGCUCCUUGUUCCAGCAUAUCUUCCUGACGGAGCAAAAAGUAGAGGGGAUGAGACGUCUCAUGCACCAAGUUAAACAGGAAAUAACCCUAGCUAAUGAAAGAGCUAAACAACUAACAGAACAACUGGAUGGAGAAAAAAGGAAGUUGGAAUCUGAGGCUCAAUUGCUAUCUGGAAAGCUAUUAGACUUGGAGCUUUUGAAGAAAAGAGAAGAGGGCUUAGAAAGCCAGAAAGCUGAACUUCUUAAUCAGAAGAGUAUUCUGCUUGAAACCUUUAUGGGUACAAAGAAAAAAAUUGCCAUAGAAGAUGAGAGAUUUUUGAAGGAAAUUACAGAGUUCAACAGUGAAUAUGGGUUAACAUCCAAAAGGGAGCUUUUAAUUAAAAAGAGAGUCAAGGCUGAAAUAUGUGAAUUAGAGGGAAAAGAAAAUGUUUUGAGAAAUGAAAUAGAGUUAAUGAAACAUGAAAAUAUUCAGUUAAAAAUGUUUCAGCUGCAGAAGAAUGAACUGAAGAAGGAUUUGUGUACUUUUAAGAGAAAACUCAAAGAUCUUGAAGAAGAAACAAGAGAAGCUAAAAACACCACAAAGUGUUUAGAAACAGAAAAAAUUAAAAUUUCUGAAAAACCACAGACAGAUCCAGAAUGUGCAAGGCUUAAAAAGAAAUUGGAGAGUUACAGAGAAGAUGAAAUGGAAAAUGCCUGUGAGGCUCUUCAAACGGAAAUUGAAUUUCUGCAGAUGAAACUGUUAUACAAAAAAAAAUCUCCAGUCAAAUAAAUAACAUAUGGUGGAUUGAUUCAAAUGUCAGAGAAACAAGCCUUUGUAGCAUUUGAGUAAAUGCUGCUUUUGUAAGCUUUUGUUGUUAAAUUUAUCAUCCUCUGCAUUUCCUGCUAGUAAAACAUGGAACCUG
Lacerta agilis (Sand lizard) is the source of this 1071-nucleotide messenger RNA. RefSeq names its product coiled-coil domain containing 172 (gene CCDC172). Gene Ontology annotation, cellular component: cytoplasm. NCBI's taxonomy places the organism in Eukaryota, Metazoa, Chordata, Lepidosauria, Squamata, Lacertidae. The record is from RefSeq and is a predicted model, not a curated record. The transcript is spliced from 8 exons. Bases 162 to 938 code for a protein of 258 amino acids.